Mycotypha africana is the source of this 1216-nucleotide messenger RNA. Its product is annotated as delta-aminolevulinic acid dehydratase. Gene Ontology annotation, molecular function: porphobilinogen synthase activity; zinc ion binding. NCBI's taxonomy places the organism in Eukaryota, Fungi, Mucoromycota, Mucoromycetes, Mucorales, Mycotyphaceae. The coding region runs from base 140 to 1150 and encodes 336 amino acids. Gene Ontology annotation, cellular component: cytosol. Gene Ontology annotation, biological process: heme biosynthetic process. The record is from RefSeq and is a predicted model, not a curated record. The transcript has a single exon.
UGGUGCUUAGUAAAAGGAAAAAGAAAUAUCCGAAGAGUUAUCCAAAGGAGCCUUAAACGAUGUAUAAUACGCUUUUUCUGUGUUCCUAGUCUUUAUUUCUUGACAAGUGCGCUAGCUUUUAUACUAAUAUUACACUACAAUGACCAGUCCCAAAUCUAUUCUUCAUGGCGGAUACCACCAUAAUUUAUCUCGUUCUUGGCAAGCCGAACGCACAUUAACCAAAGACAUGCUCAUGUACCCUCUUUUCAUUACCGAUGAUCCUGACGCUUUUGAAAGCAUUGACUCUCUUCCCGGACAAUAUCGUAUUGGUAUCAACAAACUUCAAGCAUUUAUCGAUCCCCUUUACAAAAAAGGUUUAAAGUCUGUCAUUUUGUUUGGUGUUCCCUUAAAAGAAGGUGUCAAAGAUGCUACGGGUAGCCGUGCCGAUGACCCUGAAGGACCUACCGUUCUUGCUGUACGUCUUUUACGUCAGCACUUUCCCAACCUUUUCAUUGCCUGUGAUGUAUGUUUAUGUGAAUAUACUUCCCAUGGCCACUGCGGUAUUUUGAGAGAAGACGGUACCUUGAAUAAUGAUUUAUCUAUUCAGCGUAUUGCGGAAGUCGCUGUAAAUUACGCAAAGGCAGGCUGUCAUGCCGUUGCUCCCUCGGAUAUGAUGGACGGUCGUAUUCGUGCGAUUAAGCUGGGGCUGAUGGAAGCUGGAUUAGCGCACAAGGUGAUGCUGAUUAGUUAUGCCGCUAAGUUUGCUGGUCCUUGGUACGGUCCAUUCCGUGACGCGGCCAACUCCGCACCUAGUUUUGGUGAUCGUCGAUGUUAUCAACUGCCUUCCAAUGCCAGAGGAUUGGCUCGUCGUGCUAUCAAAAGAGAUAUGGAAGAAGGCGCUGAUAGUAUUAUGGUCAAACCUGGUUUGCCUUAUUUGGAUAUUGUAAGAGAAGCAAGUAGCGACCUGCUAGCAGGGGACUAUCCUAUCUCUGUCUACCAAGUCUCUGGUGAAUAUGCAAUGUUAUACCAUUCCGCUAAGGCAGGCGUGUUCGACUUGAAGACAAUUGUGAUGGAGUCCAUGAAUGGAUUUUUAAGAGCUGGUGCUACCCUUAUUUUGACUUACUUUACACCUGAUCUGUUAGAUUGGUUGGAUGAGGAAGAAAAGAGAUAGAUAUUGAAUAGUUACUAAGAAAGAAAGCAUGAAAAGCCAAGAACGCUUUUGUCAUUUAUUACUUGU